This is a messenger RNA of Nerophis lumbriciformis (worm pipefish), 2129 nucleotides long. The record is from RefSeq and is a predicted model, not a curated record. NCBI's taxonomy places the organism in Eukaryota, Metazoa, Chordata, Actinopteri, Syngnathiformes, Syngnathidae.
AUGGGAUUCCAGAGCCAGGCCCAACGUCAAGCCAUCAAAGCCCUGUCCAGUGCUCUGGAUCAGGAGGAGAGACAACAGCUGGGCUCCGAAAGGCCCCUUCUGGUGUGCAGCGAGGCUUUCCGCGAGUUCCUCCACCAGCACUGUCCCGUGGUGACAGAGCGCUUCAGUCCAACGCCGUGGUGCUGGGGAGGCCGUCUUCAAACGGUGGUCUCCUACUUCAUCAAGUCCAGACCUGCCGUCACUUAUCGCAAUACGCGGAUCUGCACAGCUGAUGGUGGUCAGAUAUCUCUUGACUGGGUGGACAAUGAUGCCAGCACCGCCUACCCAGAAUCCUCCACCCGGCCCACGGUGCUUCUCCUUCCCGGCUUGACGGGGAACAGCCAGCAAUCUUAUGUGCUCCAUGCUAUCAAGCAGGCCACCAGGCAUGGCUACAGAUGUGUGGUCUUCAACAACAGAGGCUUUGGAGGCGAAGAGCUGCUUACCCCGAAAACAUUCUGUGCCGCCAACACUUCAGAUCUAGAGCAUGUGGUGUGCCAUGUCAAAAGCCUCUACCCACAAGCCCCCAUCUUUGGUGCUGGUGUCUCUUUGGGAGGCAUGAUACUGCUGAACUACUUGGGCCGUAAGGGGUCGGAGUCCGGGAUGGUGGCGGGUUUGACCAUCUCCGUCCCCUGGGAUGCACAAAAGUCCGCUAUCUCCAUGGAAGAACGUCUUAACUGGCUGCUCUUCAACAGACAACUCACACUCGGACUGUGUAAAGCUGUCCUCAGGCACAGGAAGAUUCUGGAGAAAGUAGUGGACAUUGAGAAUGUCAUCCAGGCUCGCACUAUUCGGGAAUUUGAUGAACGCUUUACCACGCUGCUGUUUGGCUACGAAACAUGCACAGAAUACUACUACGAUGCAAGCCCGGACAAAAAACUGCCUCAUAUCGCCGUGCCCAUCUUGUGUCUCAAUGCAGCCGACGACCCCUUCUCUCCACAACACUACAUCCCCUUCACCAUAGCCCAGGACCUGUCAAAUGUGGCACUUUUGAUGACAUCCCAUGGUGGACACAUAGCCUUCAUGGAAGGCUGGUUCCCGCGUGGAGAGAGUUACAUGGAGCGUGUGUUCGAUCAGUUUGUCCGAGCUUCCUUGGAACACCCAAAUGACAUCAGGAAAGCAUGCAGCCUGGAGUAGGAAGAGACAUGCGGAGUGUCUGUGCUUUUUGAAAUACUGAUUGUAAUCGGGCUAUUGCACUAAAACAAUUGUGUGUGAGUGUAGGUUUUUUUUUUUGUCUUAGAACAACUGUAAUCAAGGAUAACACCAUCACCAUCGUGUUGAUCUACCUCAAUGCCUCAGUAUUCAGGACAUUUAACCUCAUUGGCUGCUCACAAGUCACAAAAUAGUUAAUUUGUAAUCAUUCCUUGCAAAUGUUGUAGUUUGUAGAGGUUCACAAUACAGUUGAGUCUUCUUAGUUCACUUUUCCAUGUUAUUUCUUAAUACCCUCAAUAAAACACCAAUUAUUUACACAAGAUAAAAUGAGUGCUGAUCUGUACUUUCACAUGUCAUGUUAUGAAUGUUUCAUUUAUAAUCUAAUGAAUAAUGAUCAACAUAUAUUCUUAUUAGAUUGUGCAAACAUUAAAUGUAGCUUGGCUACCACUGAGAACGAGUCCUGUCAUUACAAUUUCUACUACUUACUUGUAAACCAAUAGCUGAACAUGAGUCAUGACGAUUAAUAUUGAAGUGAUAUCGAUUUCCUCGCGUCCGGUUAAGUAACGUUUGGCUGAGAAACAAGGGUGUGGAGAUGUCCCCAUUCACUACAGAAGAGAUCAAAUUGGGUAUUUUUAUAAACGACUGUAACAUAGAAAUGUUUGUCAACAUUAUUAUGCUCCAGGCAAAUUUUUUUCUACAUAAAUGUCGAUUUAUGAAAGUAAGGCCUACAUUUUCUAAUUGGCUUAAUGGUUUACAAUUAUCAAUCAAGUUAUGGAGAAUGAUUAAGAGUACAAAAGCCCUUAAAUUGAUAUAUUUGUUAAAAACAUUUAAAGUGAUUCAGAUAGACCUUGUCUUUUUUUUUUUAUAUAUAUAUUUUUUAUGAUUAUUCAUAUUUAAUACUCUAUCUGUAUUUGCUUUUGUUUUCUUUCCUUGAUGUUGAA